Molecule: messenger RNA, 571 nt
Organism: Gastrolobium bilobum
Lineage: Eukaryota; Viridiplantae; Streptophyta; Magnoliopsida; Fabales; Fabaceae
Exons: 2
Coding region: 221-526 (101 amino acids)
Source: RefSeq, a predicted model, not a curated record
CAUAAGGCCAAUUCCAAGGGCUUGAUCAAGUUUGAGCCCAUUCUAAUACGGUCACCUCAGGUGCAUCAGGCAGGGGCAGAUUUAGGAGGACUAGUGCCGCCGCCCUGCUCCCCUAAAACUUGAAAAAAAAUUCGAGGUUGUCUCCUUCAGCUUCUUCCUCUUCUCUUCGUUGGUGGCGCAAGGGUUGAGGUCCGCGCUCAACUUGCUCAACAACAAGGACAUGGAUGAGGCUUUCAGGGCACACACAAAUAUCAAGGCUCUUAGUCUUAGAGAAGUAUUUGCCCAAAUUGGCGUUGAGAAAAUUUUCACCACUCUUGUAGUAAACACUAUUGUACUAAAAUUAGAAAGAUAUGAACCCAAAUCAGAGAGCAUUGAUUUGGAGAGGCUUGAAGCUCUUGUUGAUGCGGAAAAUAUUGGCUCUCAAAGAGUGUUGGAGAAGCAUAGGUGGGCAUACGGGGGAAUAACUUUCCCCCUUCCUCCGUAUAAAUUCAUGGCUCCGCCACUGGCAUCAGUGAGUGUUGUAUAAUUACAUCCCUUAUUGAUAUUUAGAGUCUUAUAUAAAAACAUGAUU